Molecule: messenger RNA, 1146 nt
Organism: Cynara cardunculus var. scolymus (artichoke)
Lineage: Eukaryota; Viridiplantae; Streptophyta; Magnoliopsida; Asterales; Asteraceae
Exons: 1
Coding region: 310-1071 (253 amino acids)
Cellular component (GO): plasma membrane
Source: RefSeq, a predicted model, not a curated record
AUAAUUUGCUUUCUUUGGCCCUUCUCUCCAUUCCCAUUUCUUAGCCACCAAGCAUCGCCACUUCAUUCCCUCACAACCCUUUCGUCAUGCAAUUUUCUUAAAAGACUGAUAUAAUACAAUAAACCAAUCAAAUUUGUUAAAUCCAAUUAAGGACAAAGACAAUGUCCCCACCAAAAGAGCCUACUUUCCUCUUUUGGUUUCCACUUUACUUUAAUCACACCUUCUUAAAACUCCAUUUUCUAAUCAUUCAUGGUGUUCAUAUCUCUACUUCAUUCCUUCAUUUAGUGGUUUUUUCCUUCUUUAAAGAAGAUGCAUCCACAGCCACCGGAAUCACCAUCGCUCUAUUGCACACCUUCAUCGCAAUCCCGAGCCGCCACCCCAUCUCCGGCCACCCGUUUCUUCAUGACAAAACAACAACCACCCAUGAUGACACCGACACCGGAAUAUCUUUACCAACAUUUUCCAGGGAAAACCAGAGAUAGACUCCUGCUAAGAAACCACCACCGGACAGAUCCUGCCAUUUGGUGCACUGCAAUCAUCUGUCUGAUCUUCAGCAUACUCAUCAUCUUGUUUGGAAUCACCACCCUGAUCGUUUUUCUUGUCAUCAAGCCAAGAAACCCCGUUUUUGACACCAAUCACGCCAGUCUCAAUGUCAUAUACUUCGAUUCACCCGGGAAUUUCAAUGGGGAUUUCACUUUUCUUGCAAAUUUCUCCAACCCCAACAGGAAACUUAACGUUAGAUUCGAGUAUGCUGUUCUUGAGCUGUAUUUUGCUAACAAUUUGAUAGCGAAUCAGUCAAUCAAGCCUUUCAGUCAGCGGCAAAGAGAGACGGGUGUAGUCAAGAUUCAUUUCAUAUCCAGUCUUGUGUACCUGCCAUUGAAUCAUGCCAUGGAACUUCAAAGGCAGGUAUUGAGCAACAAAGUUAUGUACAGUGUGAGAGGAACUUUUAGAGUGAGAGUAAGUAUGGGUUUGAUUCACUUUUCGUAUUGGUUACAUGGCCGAUGCGAGUUGCAGAUGAGCAGUCCACCAUCUGGUUUCCUUAUGGCAAGAACCUGCAUCACUAACAGAUGAAAACAAUCAUUCUUGCUUUUAUCAUCUCAUUCCCACUUUUGAUUUCCUUCAAACUGUUUGGAUUGAGAUCUAAAA